UUUCAUAGGAAUGACUCGUUGAGGGCACUUUAAACUCUAAAGUCUCUCAGAAUUUCUACCUGAUUAAUCUCUUCAAAUGAUGGCCAACGACUACUAUUUCUUCUCACGAAAAUUCCUGUUCCGUCUAGCUACAGUGGGGUCAGCUACUAUCACUGUCAUAAUUUACCAUUGUAUAACCGUUUGUUUUUGUAACCGGCACCUGGCGGCUGCUAACCGAAGCCCUCCACAAAGACUCAGGCGAUCACGUUUUGUGUCUGAGACAAUGGAGACAUCUAUCGGUGGUACCAGCGCUUCUAUGGUCCAACUCAUCCCAGCGCGCAAGUAUCAGAAAGGUGUGGACUCGAUGGGCGAAGAUGGCACUUGUGCCGUGUGCUUGAGCGAAUUUGAAGAUGGUGAAGAAUUACGUACCUUGCCAGGGUGCAUUCACUCGUUUCACGUCCCAUGCAUCGAUAUGUGGCUCUACUCUCACUCAACUUGCCCGAUUUGUCGCUCUGAUACCACUCCUUUGUCAUCAACAUUUCAUCGUGCAACAAGUUCAAGUUCCGACGAGUCCGAGGCACAUUCAGAAACGCUGCAAGAUAUUGUUAUACAUUUUACACGGGCACUAUAUUUGCUCAAGGUUUAGUCCUAGGAAUAUUUACCUUACCUCUGAUGUUUUCAAUACAUUUAUCUUGGCUCGGAUGUUUUUCUUUUUCUCCCGUCUCUAGUAUGAUGGUGAAAGCUUUUGCUGUAGGGAGAGAAAUAUUAAUACAACAGGACACCCGCAUCACAUGUGGGUUUGAUUCCAUUCAAAGUGUGAGCAGGCAAUUAAUUAGCCUUUAACACCAAUAAUAUGGGCCGAUUAAAUUUGACUGUGGGUUUGGAGCAGCCCAGUU
Carya illinoinensis is the source of this 875-nucleotide messenger RNA. RefSeq names its product RING-H2 finger protein ATL52-like. Bases 77 to 625 code for a protein of 182 amino acids. The record is from RefSeq and is a predicted model, not a curated record. Lineage: Eukaryota; Viridiplantae; Streptophyta; Magnoliopsida; Fagales; Juglandaceae. The transcript has a single exon. Gene Ontology annotation, biological process: protein ubiquitination.